AUGUCUAAUCAAAUACCUGUUCUUUAUACAGAGCAAAAAACAAAGAAAGUUAAACUAUGGUUAGAUGGAUAUUUAGUUCCACGUGCAACAUUAAAUUCGGCACGUUUAAUAUCUGCUGGUAAACAUGAAAUUGAUGUUGUUUUUUAUUCAAGUAUUGAUGAUCUUAAACCUGGAAGAGAAUUUGAAACUGAUCGAUAUUUAAUUAGUAUUGAAGAAAGUAAUAAUGAUAAUCAACCUUGUCCUCGACCAAGUUUUGCUGUUAAUGAUCCAACAAUGAGAAAUAAACCAAAAUCAGCAGUAUGUAUACAUAUUAUUUUCAAUCAAAGUUUUCUAACUACAUUAACGGACAAAAAUCUCUGUUCUAGAAAAUCUCAGCCAUUAUAAAUGAUGGUGGACUGAAAAAUUUUUGUGCACAUACUUGUUCAAAAGUGUAAGUUACAGGCACAAUUCUCCUUCGUUUGCUUAAGUACAAAGAUAAUUUUGACGGAUGAUACUUAUUUUUGUAUUAAAGUUUUUAACCUGAAAAGGAUUGCCUACUCAAUUUUGCACUAAUUUUUACGAAAUACAUGAUUAAUUCUUAAUGUUUUUAAGCGAAACUGGAGUUCAGUCUAUGAUUGUUCUUUACUCAAAAGACGAGUUCAUUUACUUGAAUAUUGGCAUCUCUUGAUGUUUCUGCAAUCUCUGCCUCAUCAACACAAUGAUCAUAACUAUGCUAUUUCUCAUCAAUACUCAGUUUGUUUAUAAAAUUUGUAGGCACUAAUGUCUUACUGGAGGGGUAGCUUUUCUAAGAGUCUGAGUUUCAUUAUCUCAAAAGGAUAUCAAACAGUUUUUCUCCACAUCAAUAGUCACAAUAAAAUGGCCACAGUACUGCUAAAGAAAGUUGAUAAACUUCAAUGUUAUUAGUUGUAUGGAUAGCUUAGAUUCAACAUUACAUAUUAAACUAUUAAAUGAUCUAGAGAACGCUCAUAUUUUCCAGAAUUAUGAAGUUCAAAGGCGAUAUAGAUGCUAUCGAUUAUCAUUCAUCAUAAUUUUCUUUAUAUUUAAGCAAUCAAAGCAGAAUUAUAUCUCUAACCUAUUCUCUUGACAAAGUUUGUGCAUAAGAAUUUUCAAUCCUCUAGCAUCUAUAAUGUCUGACGCGGGAACUCUUCUAACAGUUCAAUCGCUUCUGUAUUGAGACUAUGUGCAUUAUGU
This is a messenger RNA of Rotaria sordida, 1191 nucleotides long. The record is from the annotation of a GenBank genome assembly. NCBI's taxonomy places the organism in Eukaryota, Metazoa, Rotifera, Eurotatoria, Philodinida, Philodinidae.